AUGAAGUUCACCAAACCUACAGGGCUCUUGGCCCUUGGUCUAGCAGGACACGCAGCUGCAGACUCAUAUACCGUGACCGGUGCUGCCAACUCCUGGGAUAGUGGAAAGCCUAGCAUCCCUGCUAUUCCAACCAGCACGACUACGGUAACCGCCACGACAACAGUUACCAAUGUCAGCACUUCCACCAUCACUGCUACAACCACGUCCACUACCACCGAAACCGUGACCAAGGAGGCGACCACAGUCUAUCGCUCCACGGUCUACGUUGCACCCGGAUUCUGUACUUCGACCGUGGUCAAUGUGGAUGGCAAGCCAUUCCCACCAGGAGCAUGGCCAUCUGCCGCCCCAACUGGAGUUGAUCCAGCCGAUGGCGGCUGGCAAGGAGGCGCUGCUCCAGCAGCUGGGACUGGGCAGCCACCUGCUCCAGUCAGCCCAGCCCAGUCCACUGGAGUCGCUCCAGCUGGAGGCAACGGCGGCGCACCAGCAUGGCCUGCUGCUGGCACGUCAACUGGCACCAUUAACUGGGAUCAAACUGCGACUGUUACAGGUGAUUGGGGCAAGACUGCAACCGCCUCAGGAGCUAAGAGCACUAUCACUGGUGUUGUUGACCCUUCAAUGCCUGAGGAUGGAAGCUGGAUUGAUUGGGCAAACGAUGUGAGCACUGUUGGUACGGACGGACAAGUGUGGAGCUGGACCGUGGAUGUUACAACAGUGACCUUUGAUGGUCCUGCUCCUACCUACACUCAGCCUUGGGAUGGCGGUGAUGGCGGCAACUCAAACGGUGGCAGCGAUGGUAGCGGUAGCAGUGGUGGUAAUGGCGGUCAAGGUGGCAGCGGUGGUAGUGGUGGUCAAGGUGGUGGAUAUGGAAAUGGCACCAGCAACGGCAACGGUACGAGCACUGGCAACAAUACUCUCCCCAUACCAGGAUCGGCCGGAUCUAACGUCACUGCUCCUUACCUACCUUUGAAAGAAGGAUCUUGCAACACCGCAGCCGAUCGAAGCAAGUGGUGCAAUGGUCAAUCGAUCUCGACUGAUGCUUAUACUGCCGGUUACAAGACUGGCGCGACUUGCUCGUAUGACUUCACAAUCACUAAUACAACAAUGAACUUGGAUGGAAGUGGCUCUAAGCUUGCGUUCGCUAUCAACGGCCAGGUCCCUGGACCCGUCAUCGAGUGCAACUGGGGCGAUAUUCUUCAGGUCACUGUCCACAACCAGCUUCAAGAUAACUCAACCACUAUCCAUUGGCACGGUAUCACCCAAAAGGGAACUAAUGACCAGGACGGUGUGCCCGGUAUCACUGAGUGUGCCAUCGCACCUGGUUCUUCCCGUACAUACACCAUGCUUCUCGAGCAAUACGGAACGGGUUGGUACCAUUCUCACGCCAUUGCCCAAUACGGAGAUGGUAUUCGCGGCCCUAUGAUCAUUCAUGGACCUGCUACAGCCAACUACGACUAUGACAUGGGUACCGUCAUGAUUGACGAUACCUUCCCCGUCACUGCUCAGCAACAGAAUGAACGUAUCGCCCAUUUCGGACCCUCUGGAACCGUGAACUAUCUUCUCAAUGGCCAUAACACCAAGCCAGAUCUAUCUGCUGGUCAACACACCCUGUGGUCCGUCAAGCCGGGCAAGAAGCAUCUAUUCCGCCUCAUCAACUCUGCUUCUCAGAAUAUGUACUCUGUUCACUUCGACAACCACAAGAUUACCGUCAUCUCCGCUGACUACGUGCCUAUUGUUCCAUAUGUCACUGAUUGGCUGAACAUCGGUAUUGGUCAACGAUAUACCGUCAUCAUUGAGAUGGACCAGCCUGUUGCAGGUUACUUCUUGCGUGCUGUUACCCAAACCGGAUGCCCCAGUGGAUGCCAGAACAACGGCCUGGGAAGCGCAAACGGUAUCUUCCUAUACGAGGGUGCCCAGCCAUACUUGCCAACCUCUACCGCUGGAGGCAAGACUGCUGCUGACUUCAACUUCUGCUUGGAUGAGCCUCUUGCGUCCUUGGUCCCCUUCCAGGAGAAGGCUGCUGGUACGAGUGAUCAGUUCUCUGCGACCGUCUCCACUCUGCCUGCUGGUAACGUUGCCCAAGUCGCAACCAGCGAUGACGGUACUGUCUUCCGCUGGUUUUUGAACAACGGCGCGAUCAACGUCAACUACACCCAGCCAACCCUGCAGACACUUGCACAAGGUGGAAACGACUCUUUGAUCUCCAACCCCAUCGUCCUCAACAACGCAGGCAAAUGGUACUACUUCAUCAUCCAGAACCAGUUCUUUGCAUCCCAUCCAAUGCAUAUUCACGGUCAUGACAUGAGUGUUUUGGGUCAAGGAACCGUCAGCUGGAAUCCAUCCUUGACAAACACCUUGAACUUCAACAACCCCAUGCGUCGUGACACCGCCAUGUUGACUGGCUCAUCCGGUCCAGGUGCCCCUCCGGGCUACACCGUCAUUGGCUUUGAGACCGACAACCCAGGUGCUUGGUUGAUGCAUUGCCACAUUGUCUGGCACGUUGAUGGUGGCCUUGCUCUUCAAUGGGUUGAGCGCCCCACUGAGAUUACCGGCUAUGCCAACAAACAAAGCUUCCAGGACGAGUGCUCAUCUCUCAACACUUGGCAGAAUGCCGGACCCGGCCGCAUUCACACCUCAGGCGAAUCAGGCUUGAAGCGUCGAAGCGACAGCAAAGAGUUCUUCCCUCGCUUGAAGCGCGCCUUCGGUGAUGGCUACAAGCCCAGGCACAUGCGCAACUAG
Molecule: messenger RNA, 2736 nt
Organism: Exophiala bonariae
Lineage: Eukaryota; Fungi; Ascomycota; Eurotiomycetes; Chaetothyriales; Herpotrichiellaceae
Exons: 3
Coding region: 1-2736 (911 amino acids)
Molecular function (GO): oxidoreductase activity; copper ion binding
Source: RefSeq, a predicted model, not a curated record